Messenger RNA from Hemisphaericaspora subhashii, 1833 nucleotides. It is a transcript of the gene TOM70, whose product is annotated as protein channel. The record is from RefSeq and is a predicted model, not a curated record. NCBI's taxonomy places the organism in Eukaryota, Fungi, Ascomycota, Pichiomycetes, Serinales, Debaryomycetaceae. The transcript has a single exon. Gene Ontology annotation, molecular function: protein binding. Gene Ontology annotation, cellular component: mitochondrial outer membrane. Bases 1 to 1833 code for a protein of 610 amino acids.
AUGUCAGAUUUAAACAACUUCUUUAUAAAGAAUAAAACAGCAAUUGUCCUUACUGCAUUAGCCGGAGCUUCUGCAAUUGGUGCUUAUUAUUAUUACACUCAACAACAACAACACCAAUCACCUUCUCAAGAUAAAUCAUCUGGUGAAGGUGCAACUGCUGCUCCAACCACUUCUAGUAAGAAGAAGAAUAAAAACAAAAAGAAGAAGUCUACCAGUCCAGAGACUUCCACCACCGCCACUGGCAAUGAAACCACCAAAGAUACUGAUGGUGAAACUGCUUCUCGUCCAAAAUAUCCAGUUGAUGAACAAGGUUUACCUGCUUUAACUGAAGAUAUAAUCAAUGGAUUAUCUGAACAAGAAAAAGAAGAUUGGGCUAUGCAAUUAAAAGAAGAUGGUAAUAAUGAAUUCAAAUCAAAGAAAUAUCAAAAAGCAAUUGAUUUCUAUACUGCUGCUUUAAAAUUAAAACAAGAUCCAAUUUAUUAUUCAAAUAGAUCUGCAUGUUAUGCUGCUUUAGAUGAUCAUUAUAAUGUUAUUAAGGAUACUACUGAAGCUAUUAAAUUAAAACCAGAUUAUACUAAAUGUGUUUUGAGAAGAGCUACAAGUUAUGAACAAGUUGAACAAUAUGAAAAUGCCAUGUUUGAUUUAACUGCUUUAACUAUUUAUGGAGGAUUUUCUAAUAAAUCAAUUGAACAAGUUUUAGAACGAGUUUUAAGAAAACAUUCAAUUAAAAUUGUUGAAUCAAAACCAAAGAAAUUGAAUUUACCAAGUGCUGCUACUAUUGGAUCAUUUUUCAAUGCAUUUGCUGAAGAAGUUAAUCCGGAAGGAAUUAAUCAAGAAAGUGAAGGUGGUGAUAAAUUCUUAUAUGAUGCUUUAGUUAAAAUUAAACAAAAUACUCAAGAUGGUUAUGAAGAAGCUGAUUCUUUAAUUAAUCAAGCUAUUGCCAGUUAUGAACAAGAACAAGAUAAAGAAGGUCCUUAUUCAAUUGCUAUGGAAUAUCUUGCUGCAUUCCAAUUCUUAAAGAAUGAUCCUGCUGGUGCUGCUACUUCAAUUGAAAAAGCAAUUGAAUUAAAACCAAGACCAAGAUCGUAUAUCUUUAGAGCUUUAAUUAAUGCUGAUAAAUCAUCUUAUCAAGAAGCUAAUGAAGAUUUUAAUCGUGCUAAAGAAAUGGAUCCAGAUUGUGCUGAUAUUUAUUAUCAUUUAGGUCAAUUAUAUUAUCUUACUGGUGAUUUAACUCAAGCUGAAACUAAUUUCAAUAAAGCCAAAGAAUUAAAUCCUGAUAAUGUAUAUGCUUAUAUUCAAUUAGCUUGUAUCACUUAUAAGAAUGGAUUAAGUGAACAAGCUAAUGAACGUUUUACUGAAGCUAAAUUGAAAUUCCCAACUUCUCCAGAAGUUCCAAAUUAUUAUGGUGAAAUUUUAAGUGAUAAAGGAGAUAUUCAAGCUGCAAUUAAACAAUUUGAAAUUGCUGCCAGAUUACAAGAAAAAUUGGAUAGAUUUUCAGUUGGUGCAUUACCAUUAAUAAAUCAAGCUACUUUAAUUUCACGAGAAUCUUUGGAAAGAAUUGAUGAAGCAGAAGAAUUAUUAAUUAAAGCUUGUGAAUUAGAUCCAAGAUCGGAAUUGGCCAGGAUUUCUUUAGCACAAAUUAAAUUACAAAAGGAUCAAGUUGAUGAUGCAAUUGUUUUAUUUGAAGAAUCUUCUGAUUUAGCUAGAAGUUUUGAAGAAAAAGUUCAAGCUACUUCAUUUGCUGAAGCUACUAAGAUGCAAAAGAGAAUUAAAAAUGAUCCAAUUUUGACUGCAAAAAUUGCUGAAUUAAUGAGACAAUCUGGUCAAUUUUAA